This is a messenger RNA of Aaosphaeria arxii CBS 175.79, 1777 nucleotides long. RefSeq names its product amine oxidase. Gene Ontology annotation, biological process: amino acid catabolic process. The coding region runs from base 14 to 1777 and encodes 587 amino acids. Gene Ontology annotation, molecular function: polyamine oxidase activity; L-amino-acid oxidase activity. The transcript has a single exon. NCBI's taxonomy places the organism in Eukaryota, Fungi, Ascomycota, Dothideomycetes, Pleosporales. The record is from RefSeq and is a predicted model, not a curated record.
CUCUAAGCCGACCAUGGCGAUUCACGCUAUUCUUUUGUCUGCUCUGGCGACGUUCCAAUUGUCUUACGCCCGCGUGGUAUCACCUCAUACAGAAAGAAGCAUACAGAAUGCAAGGCCUCUCCUACGAGACUUUGAUGCUCUGGGUGCUUGGUACGACGGCGUCGCGGGUAUCAAGCAGAGUGCAAUCCCUCGUCAGCCUAAUGUCACCAUUGCUAUCGUUGGGGCUGGCAUCUCUGGUUUGACUACAGCACUGAUGCUUGAUAGUGUCGGCGUACACAACUGGGAGAUCGUUGAGGCCAGCGAUCGCGUUGGUGGACGUUUCAGAACGAAAUUCUUCGCGGACACUCAGGAGUGGGUAGAAAUGGGACCUAUGCGCCUCCCUUACACCAUAACAUACGACAGCGACAAUUCAACACAUGAGUAUACGGACCACCGAAUGGUCUUCCAACUGGCUGAAUGGCUGAAUGAACUCAAUCAUCACGACCCACGGUGGGAGGUGGAAUUCAUUCCAUGGAUCCAGCACCAUCCAAAUGAGCUGAUGGCGCGCGGGGGCAAGAAGACUUCUGAUGGCCGGAUUCCAACACGGGCAGACAUUGCUGCCAAUGCAGAGCUUCAGUCUGCACCGCCACUUCUUACCGCUGAUUACAACAGCACCAAAGAGAAGAUGAACGCCAUCCUGAAGAACGAAACAACUCUCCGGGCUAUACAGAAAGAUGUCUGGCGUGCGCAUCGAGCAGCAAUGGAUAGGGGUCUUGAUGACAUCAGUCAACAAGCCAUGAUGCGCAACGUCUUCAACGCAAGCGAGAACACUACUGACGCUAUAUGGACUGCGUCUGAUUACGAUCUGUUCUGGGACGAGAUGGUCCAUAAUUCCAACCUAGCCCAGGAUGGUAGCUCGGGCACGUUAGGAGAGACAGAGUGGAAGUGCAUCGACAAAGGAUUCAACAAGCUUUCCGAUGCUUUCAUACCGUUGAUAAGUGAUCGAAUUGUGUUGAAUCGCAAGAUCACCAAGCUGGAAGCUGUGAAUGGAUCUUCGGGUUUGCCCAGGACUCGUCUCUCAUGGCAUACUGGUGGCAAAGACCGAGGUUUGUCUCACAAAGAUUACGAUUUCACCAUCAUCACUGCACCAUUCACUGUCACCCGGUUCAUGGAUCUUCCGAAGUUCUCAUCUGUACUUGGGCGUGCUAUUAGCGAAGCUGGUCUACGAUUCAAAUCUGCAUGCAAGGUCGCCCUACUCUUCCGGGAGCGUUUCUGGGAGAAAGGAGAACGCCCGAUCUUUGGCGGCUACUCUCAGCCCCUUAGUGUUGCUGUUGGUGCCCUUUACUAUCCUGUCUAUGGUCACAACGAGACUGGGCGCCCAGGGGCGAUUAUUCAUUACCGUGGAGGUGACUGGAGCGAUCGUUACAUGAGCUUUUCCGACGAACAGCAUGUAGAACAGGUUCUUGAUGCAAUUGUCAGCCUGCAUGGCGAGCAGGCGAGGGAGCUAUACACAGGCCAAUUUGAGCGUCUCUGCUGGCUAGAGGAUGAGCACUCAGCUACGUCCUGGUGCAGACCAGACGUUCAGCAGCAUGCACUAUACAUUCCUGCGUAUCAUGCCACAGAGCACAACACAAUUUUCAUCGGCGAGCAUACCGCUCCGACGCAUGCGUGGGUUAGCUCGUCAAUUCAUUCUUCUGUUAGAGGGGCUAUACAGCUUUUGUUGGAGAUAGGUAUGGUAGCUGAGGCCAAAGCCCUCAAUGCUAGAUGGAUGGGACGGUGGAUCGAUUUUGGUGUAUAA